This is a messenger RNA of Phytophthora nicotianae INRA-310, 1603 nucleotides long. Its product is annotated as V-type ATPase, C subunit, variant. Gene Ontology annotation, molecular function: proton-transporting ATPase activity, rotational mechanism. Lineage: Eukaryota; Oomycota; Peronosporomycetes; Peronosporales; Peronosporaceae. Bases 591 to 1064 code for a protein of 157 amino acids. Gene Ontology annotation, cellular component: proton-transporting V-type ATPase, V0 domain. Gene Ontology annotation, biological process: proton transmembrane transport. The transcript has 4 exons. The record is from RefSeq and is a predicted model, not a curated record.
ACUCCACAAACCCAAAGCCUUUUCCUCUUUCUACAAUAUCACCCGAAGUCCACCAAAGUCAGACUCAAAUUCCUCAUUGAUCGAAACCCGCAGACGUACGCGUGUGGUAGUCUAAGGGGAUCUGCACACUCUUGAUAGGUCCGAAUGGCACGAAAGCCGUGUACAACCCCUGCUCCGUCACCUGGUUGUCCAGACCGCCAACAUACAGAGCGCGCUUGUCUGUCUUGUUCAUCAUCGAAGGCAAAUGCCGUGGUGCAAAUUUAAGGUCUUCAUUUAAGUGCGAUCUGAUCUUUUCACAACCGAAACGCCUCCCAGAAUUUAGAAGUCAAGGAGGAGACGUAGCAUCAGGGGCCUCGUUCCAAGUAGGAUAUCGCAAUGAGCACAGCUACGGACGAGCUCUUCAACCAAGGUGCGUAAGAGAAAAACGAAAGGAGGCCAUUUGCGUCCAAUUACGGUCUCUAGAUACGCUCCCGUUGCGAAGAAAUUGCAGGUUACAGAAAGCCUUUUAUAACUAUUUAAUUGGAUGGAAUAUUUGGCAACUAGGCUGGGGCGACGUGCUGAGCAACAUCUCGCCGUACGCGUGGGGAAGCAUGGGUGUAGCUCUUGGUCUCACUCUCUCCAUUGUCGGCGCGGCCUGGGGCAUUUUCAUCACGGGUUCGAGUCUGCUGGGUGCGGCCGUGAAGGCCCCACGCGUCCGCUCCAAGAACCUCGUGAGCAUCAUUUUCUGUGAAGCCACUGCAAUCUAUGGCGUCAUUAUUGCGAUCAUUCUGCAGAGCAAGAUGAACCAGCCUGGACUGCGUAACGAGGGAGACGAACCGAUCAACGAGCAGGCACUGUACUUUGCUGGGUAUGCAGUGUUCGGCUCAGGUAUCGCUGUGGGCUUAACGAACCUUGCCAGCGGAGUAUCUGUUGGCAUUGCUGGCAGUAGCUGUGUGCUAGCCGAUGCUCAGAAUGCGGCACUUUACGUGACGAUCUUGAUUGUGGAGAUUUUCGCCAGUGCGCUGGGCAUCUUCGGAGUCAUCGUUGGUAUUAUUCUGUCCAACAAUGCGGAGUUUCCUAAGUAAGCACAGGCGGUGAAGCCGAGGCAAUCUCAAGAUUAACGCAUAAGGUCGCAAGUACAAAACUACCGUAGGCAAGGCCAGUGGAGAUACGUUCUGUGGCUGCAUCCAGCUCAAAUUCACCAUUUAAGCAUGUCAACGCAUUACUUUCUUCUUAUCGGAUUCAGGUGUUGGCAAAAUCCCAGCGAUUGUUUAGUUAUUUCCACAUCGCGCGAUCACUAUCGACGUCUACAGGCGCGUACCACUCGGGCAUUGGGCGGUCUGGGUUGUAUCUGGCAAAAAAAUCAAAAUUAUAAAGUGAGCACUCACUCUAAAGUCAUCCUUGAUUUCAAAAGAAACACGUACCGGUAGUUGAGGAACAACUCCUCUUCAUCGGCAAUGUCCGCCGUGGCAAUGAAUGCGAGGCCCUGUUUCGAUAUAGUAUAAAUGAAGUUGUCAGUAUGAUCAGCAUCGUUGAGUAGAAGCAAGAUAUUCGCUGACCAAUUACAUACAUGCACAAUAGCGCGUUUGCCAAACAUGGAGAGACGAGAGGGCUCUUGCACAAA